UAACAAAGAGAGCAAGGAGGAAGAGCUGUGGGGGAGCAGGUCCUUCCCCUGGGAGCCACACAGAGCGGAGGCACAGUCGCGGGUGCAGAAUGGUUGUUUUAUAACUGGGAUCCUCGGUGACGUAUGGCUGCCUGUUCCUUGGCAGCUGUCUUUAUGGACCAGUAGGCAGAGCGAAAUUGACGCUGACAAGACUUUUGCAUCUUGGAAGGGACUGUAAUCUACUGUAGUGAAGAACAGAGCCUUUCAAUCAGGCGGGUGUAAAUAAGAGACGGAGGGGAGUCCAAAGAAAAGGAAGAGGAGGAAAAAAAAAGUGUGUGUUGGGGGGAGCAGGGAAAAGCAUUUUUGGUGGAUGGUAUGAAGCCAGCCAUGGAAACUGCAGCCGAGGAAAAUACUGAACAAAGCCAAGAGAGAAAAGUGAACAGCAGAGCUGAAAUGGAAAUUGGCAGGUACCACUGGAUGUACCCAGGCUCAAAGAACCACCAGUACCAUCCUGUGCCAACCAUGGGGGACAGGGCUAGCCCCUUGAGCAGUCCAGGCUGCUUCGAAUGCUGCAUCAAGUGUCUGGGAGGAGUCCCCUAUGCUUCCCUGGUGGCCACCAUCCUGUGCUUCUCUGGAGUCGCCUUGUUCUGCGGCUGCGGGCAUGUGGCUCUCGCUGGCACGGUGGCCAUUCUGGAGCAACACUUCUCCACCAACACCAGUGACCAUGCCUUGCUGAGUGAAGUGAUACAACUGAUGCAGUAUGUCAUCUAUGGAAUCGCAUCCUUUUUCUUCUUGUAUGGCAUCAUUCUGUUGGCAGAAGGCUUUUACACCACCAGUGCAGUGAAAGAACUACAUGGGGAGUUUAAAACCACCGCCUGUGGCCGAUGCAUCAGUGGAAUGUUUGUUUUCCUCACCUAUGUGCUUGGAGUGGCUUGGCUGGGCGUGUUUGGUUUCUCGGCAGUGCCUGUGUUUAUGUUCUAUAAUAUAUGGUCAACUUGUGAAGUCAUCAAGUCACCGCAGACCAACGGGACUGCGGGUGUGGAGCAGAUCUGCGUGGAUGUCCGGCAAUAUGGUAUCAUUCCUUGGAAUGCUUUCCCGGGAAAAAUAUGUGGCUCUGCCCUAGAGAACAUCUGCAACACAAAUGAGUUCUACAUGUCCUAUCACCUGUUCAUUGUGGCCUGUGCUGGAGCUGGCGCCACCGUCAUUGCCCUGCUGAUCUACAUGAUGGCUACCACAUAUAACUAUGCGGUUUUGAAGUUUAAGAGUCGGGAAGAUUGCUGCACUAAGUUCUAAAUUGCAUAAGGCCAAUAAGGAGCUUUAGAGAGCUCUACUCUGUAGCGUGAAUAUCACUGACACUUCAGACUAAAGCAGAGUCUGUUUCUGCAGUUUUGUUACAGUAAUUUGUAAAUAGCUUCAGUUAACUCAUUCGCAUGUUAGAAUAAUAUGACUUACUAUACAUGAAUUACAAAAUAAUGAUGUGGCUAUUUCCACAUUUUGAAAAGCAUUCAGUUACUUACUGACAUUGGUGAGCAUCCUUUCAAAAACUUUCUUGAAAAACGUUGAGCAGUAUCUAAGUGAAGUAUUAAUGCUUUGACAUACCUGCAUUUUCCGUUACUUAUGCUUGCUUGAUAACCACUUUCAGUGAUGAAAAUGCGAACAAGUGCUGAAGAUGAAAAGAAAUGUUUUAAUCUGGAUUUUGUUUUGUUACUGUAGAAGAUAUUUUGCAAAUUUUAAAUUUGACUUAAAACAACUUUUUAUGAUCAUAUGGUUCACUACCAAAUAAAUGCCCCCACAAAUAAAGCAGAUGAAAAUUUGAAGGAAAAGGGUGUCACCCAUCUGAUUUCUCUGAAAAAGGAUCAAUGAAUUAUUUUUUUUUUGCAUAACACAAUCAUUCCUUUAGAGCCUACAAAAUUGGUAACCUUAAAUGGUUGUCUUUUGGUGAGUAGUAACUGUUUCUUCAUAGCUAGUUGUCAAAUGGCAUGUAAGAUUUUAAUGGGAAGAGAAAUUGGGCCUGAAUCUGAAGGUCUCAAAUAUGUUGUGAAGGAAGUAAGAAAUACAAGGAAAUUGAAAUAGAUUUAUUUUGCAGGAAAUAUGGGGAAAAUGGGAAAGAAGUAUGUGCCACAUCAAUUGUAAAGAAGGAUAAUGAGGAUUUUUACAUUUUGUGAAAUGAAAUAAUGGCAGUUAUAAAAUGAAAAAUAUAGUUUCACUACUAAAAAUUUGUUAAUUAAGAAACUGCAUGCUUUGCUUAUAUAGUUCUUAAUUUUGGUUUUGACAUUUAAUUUUUCCAUGUUAAAUAUGUAGUUUAAUUACUCAAAAUAAACAUUGUUCACACUUUUAGGUCUUUGGGGGAAUUGAUUUUUUUUAUCCACAGGUGGAAAAGAUCUUUGCAUUAUACUUAAUUAAAAUAAACAACGGGUUUCUGAACUUCUGCAUUAGUCUUUACAGUUAUCCUCAAAAUGGUAAAAAGCACUCUUAUGUUUCAUUUUUGCUUUUUCUUAACAAUAACUUCGGCCAUUUUCCCCCCAAGUUCACUAUAUUUGUGUACUAACUUUUCUUCAGCCUUUUAAUAUGAAGCCAACUAGUAGAGCAUGCUCUGUGUCUGACAGCUCUGCUAGCAGAAUGAGUAUUAAUACCGAAUAACCCUUGCCCCUUUACAGUUGAGUCCAUCUAAUCUGACUAGCAGCUUGCUUUGCCUUCUCACGUGCUCACUAGCCAUCAUGCUCACCCUUCUUUUCCAGAUCCACUUCCUCAUGAUACUGUCUUCUAACUGGGCUUACUUAAAGGAUGCGAGCAAAAUGCAGGCUUACCAGGAUAUCAAAGCAAAGGAAGAACAGGAACUGCAAGAUAUCCAGUCUCGGUCAAAAGAACAACUCAAUUCUUACACAUAAAAUGUUUGCCAGAGUGUUUCUGCCGACGAUUUUACAGCUCUGACAAAUCAUCAGCUGCUCUGCAGUACAGAUGUGUAUCCCACCAAACUAAUGUAGACGUACCAACAUUUCACUGUCUGUCUCGAGCUACUGGGAUGUAUCUCUAGGAAAACCUUCCAGUGGGUAAAUCUUUUUCUUUAGGACAAAUAUUGGAGGUUUCAUGUCAGCCAUUUUAAAAGGCAACACUUUUGACAAACUGUUCAUCCUUUGAAAAUCUGUGGCAUGUAUGUACUUAUUGCUAGAGCAGUUCUAUCAAGACAGGCAAUGGGAAUACAUCAUACUCCUUGAUAGGGACCUAUGACAUGCCAGCAUCAAGGGAUGUGACCAUAAAUUCACAUAUGCUAUCUGCCCUCAAAAAAUAAAAUCUACAUAGGAAAUAAAAUGGAAUUGGUAUAAAGUUCCAGUUCUGACAGCUGACAUUUAUUUAACUUGGGCUCAAAGAUAAUGUGAUUCCUAUGACUGACUUUAAAAAACAAAUUAGCACCCCUCAAUUCCAGGACCCAUAGGUUUCUCAUUAGCUGAGGAAAUCAAUUUUUCAAAAAUACUACAAAACGAGAGCUUACAACAAUUGUGCUGAACCUAACACAGAAGAAGCUGAAUUCUGACUUGGUGACAAGCUUUCCAGAAUCAGUUUUAUAAUAGAUUUCAUUUACACAAUGAUAAUGACAGUUUUCAUUCUUCCUGGGAAAUAAGCAUCAGCUCUGCCUUAAUGAGUAUUUACCUGAAAUUUCUAAGAAUUUAUAUAACCAGAGGCCCCAAACUCCUUCACAGAAUUUUGUUCCAUAAAUAUUUUUAAGAAGUGUUACCUUAUUAAAAUGACCACCAUUCUAAACCAUUUGUAAGUGGUCUGAAUGGUGAGUUUACAGUUUCAUAGCAACUAUCUAAAACCUAACUGCAAAUUGACCACAGACCUCUAACCUCCUACUUUUAUAGACUUGAAUACAUAAUUUAAGUUAGGGUUGGUAUUUAUUUCAUUUCAAUUCUUAUCUUGGUUUCCUGGAAUAAUGUUUAAUGUUCGGCAAGAAAACUGCUUGAGUUUAAGCCAUUUCAAAAGAAAUUUGCCUUCUAAGUCAUUGUGUUCCAGAACAUUAAGUGACUAUAGGUACUGGGUUUUAGUGAUGGUAAACUUUGUGUUGUUCUUUUUGAAAUGAUCCAUAUAGCUGUUGGGUGCAUCAGUGCUUUUCAAAGGGGCUGCAUACUAUAGGGUUAACUAUGUAUAUUCAUGUUAAGAGUUAACUUGUGGUUUGGCUGUUUCCUGGAUUUAAAAACAUACAUGUGCAGAAAUGUAUUCAAAUGAAAGGAAGCAUACCUUUAUCAAGAUGCUAUUAAAAUUGAACAUCAAGUAUAAUAUUUCAUUUGGAUUUUUUUUUUUUUUGGUUCAUGCCUAAAAAUGCCUAUUUGGAUUUUUGUUUUUUAAAUUGGAAGAAGCUCUCUUCUGUGUAGAACAGUUCCAAAGUAGCUUAGUGUUUUGUUUUCCUGUUGCAUGACAGACUUAAAUAUUUUUUUUUCCAGCAGUGAGGGUGCUGUUAGAGUCCAGUGUUUUAGAAGAGGCAGUGUCUAAAGCCUAAUUUUACUUUUCUAAUUCUGGUAGCUAUUACCAGGAAUUUUUGAAAGUUUUGUUGAAGUAGUCUAAUAUUUUUUAUGUAAAGAGCAUUAAAUUUUGCUAUGUAUAAAUUUUUGUAACCUAACAGUGAAUCAAUAUUUUCUAUCAGUGCCAAGGGCUUCCUGUAGUUCUAUUCAAGUGUUACAAUAAAUAUUUGUAGAUAAUAGUCAAUACUUGUGUAUGCUUAUUUUAAAGAUCUAUUUAGGUGGAAAUAGUUGUGGAUGUACUAAGAGUAAUGAAAUAAAAUUAUGGCUUCAUUUGCUUGCCUUUUUACCAUA
Molecule: messenger RNA, 4787 nt
Organism: Marmota flaviventris (yellow-bellied marmot)
Lineage: Eukaryota; Metazoa; Chordata; Mammalia; Rodentia; Sciuridae
Gene: Gpm6b
Product: glycoprotein M6B
Biological process (GO): axon development; negative regulation of serotonin uptake; central nervous system myelination
Cellular component (GO): membrane raft; plasma membrane; myelin sheath
Molecular function (GO): structural constituent of myelin sheath
Source: RefSeq, a predicted model, not a curated record